Apis cerana (Asiatic honeybee) is the source of this 2294-nucleotide messenger RNA. Its product is annotated as protein-lysine N-methyltransferase EEF2KMT. Gene Ontology annotation, cellular component: protein-containing complex. NCBI's taxonomy places the organism in Eukaryota, Metazoa, Arthropoda, Insecta, Hymenoptera, Apidae. The record is from RefSeq and is a predicted model, not a curated record.
AAAGAAAUGGUAAUUUUAUUAUUGUUACUUUUAAGUCAAUAUAAUUGAAUUUAGACAAAUAUUUCAAUGAUGAAAAAUUAUUAUAUUUAAAUGUCAAAAUACAUAUAAACAUUUAUAGAUUAAUACUAAAAAUAAAUAUAUAAUGUGAAGUAUAAUAUUUUUAUUGUAAAAUAAAAAAUCUAAAAAAUAUUUAAUUAACAAAUAUAUUUUUUUAAAUUUUUUAAAUUUCUAUUUUUGUAUAUAUAACAUUAAUUAAAUAUAAAUUUUUAUGAAUUAAAUAAAUUAUUUUAUACAUUUAUUGAUAAAAAUAAAUAUUUAAAAGAUUUAUAUCAUAAAAAUUUAAUAUUAUAAAAUUAAAAAUUAUUAUUAAUUAUAUUAAUUAUAUUAUAAAAUUAUUAUAAAAUAUAUUUAUACAAUAAAAUGAAUUGCAAUAUAUUUGAUAUGAAUAAUUUAAUUAAAUAUUUUCUCUCUUGCACAUCGAUAAAUACAAUGGAGAUAUUUCUUCAAUCUUCUCAAGAAAGUAUCGAUUAUUUGCUUAAUUUAGAAAAACAAGAGGAAAUUUUAAAAAACACAGUAAAUAGUGAUUUAAUUAAAAAAUAUCCAAUAAAACAAUCUUAUCAAAGAGCAUUCUUAAAAUGGCUUAUGAAUAAGAUUGAAGAGAAAAAUGGUGAAAUUUGUGAUAUUAUGUAUAUUACAUAUUGUAAUUUAAUAUCUUCCACAAUCAAAGAAUCUAUUCAUUAUCGACACUUUUUAAUAGAAAAUGAUUGUGUUAGUAUAAAAGAAAGCACACAUAUUAUAUCAGAAGGUACAACAGGAUUAUGUAGUUGGCAGGGAGCUAUAGAAUUAAGUAAAUGGUGCAUGAAAAAUAAGAACAAAUUCUAUGGGAAAGUUGUUUUAGAAUUAGGUUGUGGAGUUGGAUUAACAGGAUUGUGUAUUAUUAAAAAUUGUUUUCCCAAACAAUAUAUAUUUACAGAUGGUCAUAAAACUGUUCUUGAAAUGGUUUCUGAAAAUAUUAAAUUUAAUUUAUUGAAUAAUGAAAACAAAAUACAAUCAAAAUUAAAAUAUGAUAGAUUGAAAUUACAAUUAAAAUAUAAUUAUACAGAUAUUAAAGUAAUGGAAUUAAAAUGGGAAGAUAUUAAUAAAUAUGUGAAUGAACAAUGGACUGUACCUGAUAUAAUAAUUGGAGCUGAUAUUUUAUAUGAUGCCAAAUCAUUUUAUGAAUUAAUAUUAGGAUUAAAAAAAUUAUUGUCUUUUGUUAUGGAUGGAUAUGCUAUUAUUGCAGCAACAAUUCGCAAUGAAAAUACUGUUUCACAAUUUCUUUAUCAGUUAGAAUAUCACAAUCUUUCUUUUGAAGAAUAUAAUGUAUCGCAGCAAACAGUGUAUGUACAAUUAACAAAUUUACCUAUUAAAAUAUUAAAAAUUUUUUGGAAAAGAUGAUAAAUUUUGAUUAAUAUUAUUAUUUUUAUUGAUAUUGUUAAGUAUAAGAAAACUAUAAGUAUAAUGAUAAGUAUAAAGAAAUUAUAGUUCCAUUCUAAAAAUUAUUAUACAUUCUAAAAUAAUUAUAUAUUAAUUUUAUUAAAAUUUUAAAAAAUUUUAAUUUUGGCAAAGUAUAUUUGUUUUUAAUAAACUUUUUUUUUGAAAUAAAUUUUUAUUUUUUAUUUAUUUUAUUUCAUUCAAAUUAAAAAUAAUAAUAAUAUAAUAAAAUUAAUAAUAAUAUAAAUUACAAUUUAAAAUUUUCAAAAAUUUCAUAAUAUUAAUUAAUUAUAUAAUGUAACAUGAUGUAACAUACUAUAUUUAAGUUUUAUUACAAAUGUAAUAUAUUAUAUUCAAGUUGAGAUAAAAGUAAUGAUAAAAUUUUUAUUAAUUUUAUUAAUUUAACAAUAUGUUUUAGUUAUAUUAAAUAAUGUGUAUUAAUAAAUUAUUUUUUUAUUUAAAGUAUUACAUAAUAUUAUUUAUUAUUUUAUAAUAUAUCAGUAAAUAAAAAAUAAAAUUAAAUUAAAAAUUAAAUAAAAAAUAUUGAAUUCUUUAAAUAAAAUAAUAAAUGAAACUAAUUCAUAUAAAAGAUUAAUAUUAUACUUUUGUCAUAGUAUUUCAUAAAUAUUUAAAUGUAAUAAAAAAUUUUCUAUAAUUAAACGUCAAUUACUUUGGUCGAGCCUUGAAGGUUUUAAAUGUAACCUUUGAAUUACAUAUUCAGGCAUGCAGUAUGUUGGGUUAAUUUUUUUUAAAGGAUAAUCAGUAUUUAAAAGGGAAAGCGCAGUUAAGCCAAAAAGAGUAUGAAAAGGGUCAGCAAUAUC